Heterocephalus glaber (naked mole-rat) is the source of this 1781-nucleotide messenger RNA. RefSeq names its product BTG anti-proliferation factor 1 (gene Btg1). The record is from RefSeq and is a predicted model, not a curated record. Gene Ontology annotation, biological process: negative regulation of cell population proliferation. Gene Ontology annotation, cellular component: nucleus; cytoplasm. NCBI's taxonomy places the organism in Eukaryota, Metazoa, Chordata, Mammalia, Rodentia, Bathyergidae.
UGCACGGCGGCGGCACCUCUGCACCCCCCGGAGCUGGAAAUGCAACUCUUGGGAUCUUCGGAGGCUACAGAACUGGAGGCGGAGGCGGCCGGGGAGGUCCGAGCGAUGUGACCAGGCCGCCAUCGCUCGUCUUUUCCUCUCUCCUGCCGCCUCCUGUCUCGAAAAUAACUUUUUUUUACUCUAAAAAAAAGAAAAAAAAGUAGCCGUGCGUCCCUCACCCCCACGCCUUCCUCUCAGCCGUCUGGUCUGUGAGGGAGCCCGGGGUGGCCGCUCCGUCGUCGGGGCCGAGCCCCGGCCGCCCCGGGCCGCCCCCGCCCGCCGCCCCCAUGCAUCCCUUCUGCACUCGGGCCGCCACCAUGAUAGGCGAGAUCGCCGCCGCCGUGUCCUUCAUCUCCAAGUUCCUCCGCACCAAGGGGCUCACGAGCGAACGGCAGCUGCAGACCUUCAGCCAGAGCCUGCAGGAGCUGCUGGCAGAACAUUAUAAACAUCACUGGUUUCCAGAAAAGCCGUGCAAGGGAUCAGGUUACCGUUGUAUUCGCAUCAACCAUAAAAUGGAUCCUCUCAUUGGACAAGCAGCACAGCGGAUUGGACUGAGCAGUCAGGAGCUGUUCAGGCUUCUCCCAAGUGAACUCACGCUCUGGGUGGACCCCUACGAAGUGUCCUACAGAAUCGGAGAGGACGGCUCCAUCUGUGUGCUGUACGAAGCCUCGCCGGCAGGAGGUGGCACUCAAAACAGCGCUAACGUCCAGAUGGUGGACAGCAGGAUCAGCUGUAAGGAGGAACUUCUCUUGGGCAGAACAAGCCCUUCCAAAAACUACAAUAUGAUGACUGUAUCGGGUUAGGAUAUAGUCUCUGGAUGGAUCCUCUUAUAAUGGAUGGAUAAAUUUGAUUUUUGCUUUGGGUGGGCUCCUCUGGGGGAUGGAUUAUGGAAUUUAAACCAUUUCACAGCUGUGAAGAUCUGGCACAAGAUAGAGUGGUAAAAAAUUUUUCUCUUAAGUGACAGUGCCAUAGUUUGGACAGUACCUUUUGAUGAUUUAAUAGCCUGUGAGUCAAAGGAUAUGAUCUCUAUUUGCUAGGGAGUGAAGUCCUAGGGUGGUUUCAGUUUCUCCCACACAUCUAAAUUUUUACAUCAGUCCCUCUAAUGAAAAUACAUAUUUCAGAACACUUCUCUGCGGUCUUAUCUUGUGGAGGGAUUUGCACUAUUACACUUGAAAAUUGUUACCAAUAACCUUUUUUGGCAGCUCAAUAGGAAAGUUCGUUUUAAACAUGGUAGUACUGGAAAUUUACAACAAGACUUUUACCUAGCACUUAAAUAUGUAUAAAUGUACAUAAAGACAAACUAGUAAGCAUGACCUGGGGAAAUGGUCAGACCUUGUAUUGUGUUUUUGGCUUUGAAAGUAGCAAGUGACCAGAAUCUGCCAUGGCAACAGGCUUUAAAAGACCCCUCCGAAGACACUGUCUCAACUGUGGUGUUAGCACCAGCCAGCUCUGUACAUUUGCUAGCUUGUAGUUUUUCUAAGACUGAGUAAACUUCCUAUUUUUAGAAAGUGGAGGUCUGGUUUGUAACUUUCCUUGUACUUAAUUGGGUAAAAGUCUUUUCCACAAACCACCAUCUAUUUUGUGAACUUUGUUAGUCAUCUUUUAUUUGGUAAAUUAUGAACUGGUGUAAAUUUGUACAGUUCAUGUAUAUUGAUUGUGGCAAAGUUGUACAGAUUUCUAUAUUUUGGAUGAGAAAUUUUUCUUCUCUCUAUAAUAAAUUGUUUCUUAUCUUGGCAUUUUAA